This is a messenger RNA of Lonchura striata (white-rumped munia), 6127 nucleotides long. Lineage: Eukaryota; Metazoa; Chordata; Aves; Passeriformes; Estrildidae. The record is from RefSeq and is a predicted model, not a curated record.
AGGAAACAAAAACAAUCGCCCGGGCGCCGCCAUCUUGGGCCGGUUCUCCACACGCCACACGGGUGAAUGGGUAGAUAUGAGAUUACCACGGGGGAGCAGCGGCAGCAGGGCACCGAGGGCUGUUCCGCGCUGCCAGCGACACUCGGCGGGCUCUAGGCACGGCCGCCGCCGCUCGGAGAGAAUCCCCCGGCUCGGCCUUUUCGCCUCGCCAGCCCCUAAGCUGCACUGCUGGAGGGACAAAGUUGGGCUGAGCCGCGCUGCCUCCGCCGCCCGGGAGACCGGAGAGUUGAGCCGGGGUCAGAGUUAGGGGAGAGGGUGAGGAGGGGAUCGCUCCCCGCUCCGCCGUGUGGGAGGCGCGGGGAGAAGGCUCUGCCUCCCCGCCCCUGCCGUCUCCUGCUGCUCGCUCCUAGGAGGAAAAGAAAAAGGAGGAGGAAAAAAAAAAAAAAAAAAAAAAAGAGGCAAGAACUGGAUUGAGCUCGGAGGGGUGGAUUUUGUGGAGCCUCCGUGUGUGAGCAGCGGCGGGGCGGCCAGGAGGAGAUGUGUCCGUGAGGAGGGAGAGGAGCGUGGAUCCAUCCAGGAGCCGUGAGCCGCGAGAGGAGCCGGGAUCCAUCCAGCCCCAGCCGUGAGGCACCGCCGCCUCCCUUCCAAAGAAGCCCAUUUCUCCUGGAAGCACGGCGCUCGGCAAGGAUUUGCCACAAAGAAUAUACCACCCUCCUUCCCAGCGCCUGGAUACUGCAUUUUUUUUUUAAAUUUUUUUUUGGUACCCCCCUCCCCAGCCACUCUUGUGUGUUUAAAUACCAAAUAUAGCCUCUCGCGGGGGGAGGGGAUGGAAAUCUCCUAGAAGAAUUGGAAAUCUUGCUGGGAUUCGGGAGUGCUGGUGCUGGAGAAGGGCGGUGAAGAAGGGGGGAUGCACUGCUCUCGCUGCCUGGCCAAGGACUAGAGAUUUGCCACUUCCCGGGAAGCCCGAAGGUUUGUUUGUUCCCAGACUGUUGUUUCCCCCCUUUCCCUCUCCUGGGCUACGCUAAAUCCCUCAGCAUUUAUUCAAGAAAACCCACGUGUAGCUGGUGGCUGGUUUUUAAGGUAGUUUUUAAUCUACAAACUGACAAAAAAAUAAAACUUCCUCUCUUCGCCCCGAGGUUUGGAACUGGAAUGGAGCUGCUUUUCUCCCAAACACUACAGGAGGUGUGAAGUGGGGGAGGCAGGACGAAAACAUCGCCUUGGACUGAUCCCGAUCCGACCCCCCGACACUCGCACCCACGAGGGAUGAUCCUUCUCGGCGCCUGAUGUGGAAAACAUUUGGAGACUCAGAGACUUCGUCGAGUUCAGCAGCUUAAUCGUUGACUUAUUUUGUUUUGGUUUUUAUUUUUUUUUUUUAAGUGGAUUCGUAGCAUUACUUUUAUUAAUUGAAUUUUGCCACCGUUUGUACAGAAGCCAAAUGACACGUGUGUUUUGAAGCACGGUUCCAAAUAUAUUUAUCCCUCCCUCAACCCGGAUUCUGUCUAGAAAGAGCCUCGGGGAGGUCGUCAGUGUCUAAACAAACCUGAUUUUUAGUGUUUUAUGAACACUACCUGCUGCAGAAAUGUUGCUAUAAAUUGCUUUAUAACGGUUCAGCAAGAAGGGAGAUUUUUCCAGCUUGCAGGACCCAGAAAACUGGAUACUUAAAGUCACUUAAAUGUUUUAACAGCAUUGGAAAAUGGGAGCUGCUACUAAGUUGGCGUUCGCUGUUUUUCUUAUCUCUUGUUCAUCAGGUGCCAUCCUGGGUAGAUCAGAGACACAGGAGUGCAUCUACUACAACGCUAACUGGGAGAAGGAUAAAACCAAUCGCAGCGGGAUCGAGCCCUGCUAUGGUGAUAAAGAUAAAAGGAGACACUGCUUUGCUACAUGGAAAAAUAUUUCUGGAUCAAUUGAAAUCGUGAAGCAAGGCUGCUGGCUGGAUGACAUCAAUUGUUAUGACAGGAAUGAUUGCAUAGAGAAGAAGGACAGCCCUGAUGUGUUUUUCUGUUGCUGUGAGGGCAACAUGUGCAACGAGCGCUUCUUCUACUUCCCGGAGAUGGAGGUCACGCAGCCAACUUCCAAUCCUGUUACACCGAAGCCACCUCUGUUCAACACCUUGCUCUACUCCUUGGUGCCUAUCAUGGGAAUUGCAGUGAUUGUGCUCUUCUCCUUCUGGAUGUACAGACAUCACAAGCUGGCCUAUCCUCCAGUGCUUGUUCCCACCCAGCACGCCUUUCAUAUAAUGAUUGAGGAUCCUGGGCCUCCCCCGCCAUCUCCCCUGAUGGGUCUGAAGCCGCUGCAGCUCCUGGAGAUCAAAGCCAGGGGGAGAUUUGGGUGUGUGUGGAAAGCUCAGCUGCUCAACGAAUACGUUGCAGUCAAAAUAUUCCCCAUCCAGGUGAGCAGAACUCUCGGGGUCCUGGUUUUUCCUCACAUUAAAACAGCUUUUCUUGGCCCAAUAAUCCUGGGGUCCCUGACAGAUUUCCUCAAGGCCAACGUGGUGUCGUGGAACGAGCUGUGCCACAUCGCCCAGACCAUGGCCCGGGGCCUGGCCUACCUGCACGAGGACAUCCCGGGGCUGAAGGACGGCCACAAGCCAGCCAUCUCCCACAGGGACAUCAAAAGCAAGAAUGUGCUGCUGAAAAACAACCUCACGGCUUGUAUUGCUGAUUUCGGUCUAGCUUUAAAGUUUGAGGCUGGAAAGUCUGCAGGAGACACCCAUGGACAGGUGGGCACCCGCAGGUACAUGGCUCCCGAGGUGCUGGAAGGUGCCAUCAACUUCCAAAGGGACGCGUUCCUGAGGAUAGACAUGUACGCCAUGGGCCUGGUGCUCUGGGAGUUGGCCUCGCGCUGCACGGCCGCCGACGGCCCCGUGGAUGAGUACAUGCUGCCCUUCGAGGAGGAGAUCGGCCAGCACCCCUCCCUGGAGGACAUGCAGGAAGUUGUGGUGCACAAAAAGAAGAGGCCUGUCCUAAGGGAGUGCUGGCAGAAACAUUCUGGAAUGGCGAUGCUGUGCGAGACCAUCGAGGAGUGCUGGGAUCACGACGCCGAGGCGCGGCUGUCCGCGGGCUGCGUGGAGGAGAGGAUCAUCCAGAUGCAGAAACUCACUAACAUUAUAACAACAGAGGACAUCGUGACUGUGGUCACAAUGGUGACAAACGUUGACUUUCCUCCCAAAGAAUCCAGUCUAUGAUAGUUGCACUGGUCAUGGAAGUGACCACAGGACUCUUCACUGGAGCUGCUACAGCGCACGGACUGCUGGCGUCACCGCUGUUCCGGGUGGCAAGAACGGAUGGUAAGUCUCUCUGGAACAUCACCAAGAGGUGUUUCUCCUUUGUUUUCCCCCUCCUCCUCCCCAACGUGGAUCCAUGAGACUUUCUGCAUUCCCUGCUUACACCUGAAGGACGUGACUGAGAAAACCCCUCACGUGCUGAUAAGGAACUUACAAUGAAGAACCCGGACCUGAACGGGCUAAUGAGCAUUUUAAACACUGACAUCAGAUUUCUUAAUCCCUGUCAGAAGACACUAAUUCCUUUAAAUGAACUACUGUUAUUUUUUUUAAAUCAAAAAACAUUUCAUUUCAGAUUUAAAAACAACAAAAAAAAAAGGGUAACUUGUUUUUAUUGCAUUCGUUGUUGUUUAUAAAAUGACUAUUGUAAUGCGACUACGACACAGCUUGUGAAUGUUCCGUGUGCUGCUGUUCCGUGUACAGAAACAAGAGUAAUCAAUGGGAUAGAGCAAAGAGGCUUCCAAGUAUUACUUAACCUCCCUCAACCAGGUAUACCUCAGUUCCACCUCGCUAAAUUAUGAUUGACAACACUAAUUGGAAUAAUAAACCGCUCCGUGUUUUGUAAAUGAUGUAUUCCCAAUUCCCUGUGUUAUUUAAGAAGGGGAAAGCUUCAUGCCCCCAGGAAGUGGCCAUUCCUAGAGCCGUGUUUUUAGCCUUUUCUUGUACUCGCUUGUUGUGUAUAAAAAAAGAGAAAGUGCUGUUUAUUGGAAGAAAAUUUUCCUUCCUCUUUUAGUUGAAAGCUUUUCCCUCCAUUUCCCAGAGUAUCUCAUCCAUUUAUUUAACUGAAUACUAUUUAGGUUUGCUGUGUCUGAGGAAUAUUUGAAACCUUAAGCAUGACUUCUUUUUUUUUUAUUUUAAAUUUUCUCUGAGCUGUGACACUGGAAAGCUCCGAAUUCUUGUUGUUUUUUUUGAAAAGAGUCUUUUUCCUAUUUAUGUUUGUGCCGAGGUCGCCGCGUGCUCCCUGUCCCGCCAGGCAGUGGGGGCUGUGUCACUGUUUCAGGAUCACCUCAGGAAGCUCAGUUCCCCCAAUUCCUCACCCUUUGCUUGGAGAUUUGCAGCUUCCCUCCACUCAGAGCUCGGUGCCAUGGGAGGGGAGCGCAGCUCACUGCCUGUGAGCCACAGGUUGAGCCUGGAGUCACACACAAAGUUCUAGCCACAGAUUGCAGAUCCUACAUGUUACAAAUUUCAGGGAUAACCUAGUUCUGCUCACGAUAUGCAAUGACCAUUCCGAGGUAACGAAAGGAAUUUCAACGGCCAGAGCGCAGACUCGCAGAAAACGAGGAAAAACAUGGGAAUUCACAACUCCAGCACUGGAGUUCAGGAUGUCAAGCCUUGUGCUGGAAUUACAGUGACUGGUAGCUGGGUGCCAAAGUGCUUCUCCCAAAUCCUGUCACACUGCAUUGAUUGGAUCCUUCACGCCAAAUUCCAAGGAAAGUAAAUGUUGUAACCCCCUGGAGCGCAGAGCCGGCAGCGGCCCGUGGUGUGCUGUGUCCUUGUCUCCGUGUGCCCACUCCCAGUGUCUCCUGAGAGCAGCAGGUGGCAGCUCCUGGAACCUGGAGCUGGGAACUUCAUCCCUGGGAACAGUGGGAUGCGAUGGAUGAAGCAGAGCCAGCUCUGGGCAGGGAGGGAGGAAGGGCUGAUGCCAGCCAGGGCCGUGGCACUGCCGUGCCCACAGAUCCUGCUCCAAGGGGCCGUUGGAGAAGGAAUCCAGUUUGUGUCCCCUUGGCUGGACACUUCCCUGUGGCUUCCAUUUGUGCUCCACUUUUAAUUCAACUUCACACGGAGCAGGACAGGCCCGGAGUUCUGAACAAAUCCCAACCCCAUCCUUUCCACGGGCUCCUCGGACCCUUCCCUGGCAAAACCAGAGCCACGGGCUGUGCUGUUGGAAAUCUGAUGCAAAAACUGCAGCUGUAUCCAAGUCCCUCCUUGCGUGUGACCCUUCCCAAGGAGCUGCUGCGGGCUCAGGGCUGUCCCUGCUCACUUCUGUUCCACUCCUGGGAUUUCCCAGCAUCAUGUAGCAUCCCUGAGGAAAGGCUGCUCCUUCCCAAAGCUUUUAAAUGGGGCAGAAUGGCCCCGAGCUGCUCUGCCCCAGGGCUUGGGAAUGGACUCGUUUCCCUUCAGAGCAGCAAGGGCAGGAUGCUGGCAGUGUUGGUUUGGGCUGUGCCCCUGUCCCCUCCUGCCUGGCCUCACCGGGUGUGACUGUCGAGGGUGACAAGUUCCUGUCCCACGUCCUCAGAGCUGCUGGCAGGGGCUGAAGCACGCUGCCCUUCCUGGGUAUUCCCAAACCCCCCGAGCGCGGGAUCACCCAGGAACUGCAGCGGUGCAGCUCCCAAACCUCACCUGCAACCAGUGCUGAGACUCAUCCUGCUCCCAUCAGCAUCCACACAAUCAGCCAUCACCCCUCUCCUCUUUUCCAGCUUUUUUAACCUUUUUAGACAUUUCUGUUGAUCAGGAACACUUGGUACAAAACACAGGAAGCUGCAAUACACAUCCCUGGGCAAAAGGACUCCAGUAGCAUCCUUGAUGGAACAUCUGUUACCUCAGAUACUCAACCAGCAGGACUGCUUUGCUUUCUCCCUCCAGUUUGUUUUUUUCAGUCCAUCUCCUCUUCGUUACCUCUCGAGUUUGGUGAGCGAUUACUUUAACUUUCCUCUUUGUAUUUGUCAGUGUUUUGGGCACAGGUUGUUGUACUACUGUUAAAAGGCACUUGCUGCUUUUCUGCAAGUGCCAAAAAACCAACCAACCCCCCCCUCGCCCUCAAUAAAGUGAUUGUUAAAUAUUGUACAAAUACAAAUGUAUACUCUGCCCUCUUCCCCAGCGGGAAAAUAAAAAAUGUGACUACUCCGA